AACACUUCCCCAAAUCUAAUUUCAUCAAACUAUGUUUUCUUCUCUAGUAAGAACAACACGUACACCUGUAUUAACUCAAUUGAGAACUAUGAUCACUGCCCAAGCUGUUCUUUACAAACAACACGGUGAACCAAAGGACGUUUUAUUCACCCAAUCGUUCCAAAUUGACGAUGAGAACUUAUCAGGUAACCAAGUUGUUGUUGAAACCUUAGCUUCUCCAGUCAACCCUUCUGAUAUCAAUCAAAUCCAAGGUGUUUACCCUUCUAAGCCUGAAAAGACUACUCAAUUCGGCACCGACGAGCCUGCUGCUCCAUGUGGUAACGAAGGGUUAUUCCAAGUUAUUGCUGUUGGUGAUAAUGUUGAAGAUUUAAAAGUUGGUGAUUGGGUUAUUCCAGCCAAUGUCAAUUUUGGUACCUGGAGAACUCACGCUUUAGGUAAUGACAGCGAUUUCAUUGCAAUUCCCAACCCAGCUCAAUCUAAGGAAAAUGGUAAACCUUUGGGAUUAUCAAUCAACCAAGGGGCCACUAUCAGUGUAAACCCAUUGACUGCAUUGCUUAUGUUGACUCACUAUGUUAAGUUAACACCAGGUAAGGAUUGGUUUAUUCAAAAUGGUGGUACUUCUGCUGUUGGUCAAUAUGCCACUCAAAUUGGGCAAUUAUUAGAUUUCAAUUCAAUUUCAGUUAUUAGAGACAGACCAAAUCUUGAAGAAACAAUUGCUGAUUUGAAAUCAAAGGGUGCCACCCAAGUCAUUACUGAAGACCAAAAUGGAUCUAAGGAAUUUGGACCAGUUAUUAAAAAUUGGGUUAAGGAAACCGGGGGUGAACUUAAAUUAGCCUUGAAUUGUGUUGGUGGUAAGAGUUCAAGUGGUAUUGCUCGUAAGUUAAACAACAAUGGAUUAAUGUUAACUUAUGGCGGUAUGUCUUUCCAACCAGUCACCAUUCCUACUUCCUUACACAUUUUCAAGAAUUUCACCAGUACUGGAUUUUGGGUUACUGAAUUAUUAAAAAAUAACAAGGAAUUGAAAUUGAAAACCUUGAAUCAAGUUAUUACUUGGUAUGAAGAAGGUAAGUUAAAGGAUGCUCCUUCAACUGAAACUAAGUUUGAUGGUUCAAAGCAAUUGCAUGAGUUGUAUCAAGAUGGGGUUGCUAAUUCCAAGAGUGGUAAGCAAUUGAUUACUUAUUAAACACGUAUGUACUAAAUAGAAUUAUAAAUUAUACAUGACUUUUUUAUCC
Molecule: messenger RNA, 1232 nt
Organism: Spathaspora passalidarum NRRL Y-27907
Lineage: Eukaryota; Fungi; Ascomycota; Pichiomycetes; Serinales; Debaryomycetaceae
Gene: ETR1
Product: Etr1p
Exons: 1
Biological process (GO): fatty acid metabolic process
Cellular component (GO): mitochondrion
Molecular function (GO): trans-2-enoyl-CoA reductase (NADPH) activity
Source: RefSeq, a predicted model, not a curated record